GGCUUUGUGUUCUUAGCCCUAAAGCCGCUCAGCCAAUGGGACCACUCUGGAGGCAAGGUUUGGUGUCAAAUAGCAUGCUAGAUUGAAUGCCUUUGACUGUUAAAGUGGAAGGAGGCUGCAGGGUUUCAUUGGAGCCUCGGAGUUUUUCACUGAGGCAGGGGUCAGCUGAAAGACAAAGAAAAAUGGCGAAUAGUUUGGUGGGGGGUGGGAGGACAGCUGUUCGGGUUUUCUCUGGAGUGGACAUUCCAGACUCAGGUUUCUGCAUCUCCUGCUGCCUUUUGUUUCCUCCGUUCUUUUGGGGGGGAGGGAUAGGAGUGACUUAAAUUCUCCCUGUCCAUGGAGAUAUAAAUAACUACAUGUAAAAUUAAUGCAGUUCUCGUUGUCAGAAUGUCCACAGAAGGAGGAUUUGGUGGUACUAGCAGCAGUGAUGCCCAGCAAAGCCUACAGUCCUUCUGGCCUCGAGUCAUGGAAGAAAUCCGGAAUUUAACAGUGAAAGAUUUCCGAGUACAGGAACUCCCACUGGCUCGUAUUAAGAAGAUUAUGAAACUGGAUGAAGAUGUGAAGAUGAUCAGUGCAGAAGCCCCUGUGCUCUUUGCCAAGGCAGCGCAGAUUUUUAUCACGGAGUUGACUCUUCGAGCCUGGAUCCACACUGAGGAUAACAAGCGCCGGACUCUACAGAGGAAUGAUAUCGCCAUGGCAAUUACAAAAUUUGAUCAGUUUGACUUUCUCAUCGAUAUUGUUCCAAGAGAUGAACUGAAACCUCCAAAGCGUCAGGAGGAGGUGCGCCAGUCUGUGACUCCUGCAGAGCCCGUCCAGUACUACUUCACACUGGCUCAGCAGCCCACUGCCGUCCAAGUCCAGGGGCAGCAGCAAGGCCAGCAGACCACCAGCUCCACUACCACCAUCCAACCUGGGCAGAUCAUCAUCGCACAGCCUCAGCAGGGCCAGACCACACCCGUGACCAUGCAGGUUGGAGAAGGUCAGCAGGUGCAGAUAGUCCAGGCCCAGCCGCAGGGUCAAGCCCAGCAGGCCCAGAGCGGCACUGGACAGACUAUGCAGGUGAUGCAGCAGAUCAUCACGAACACAGGAGAGAUCCAGCAGAUCCCGGUGCAGCUGAAUGCUGGCCAGCUGCAGUAUAUUCGCUUAGCCCAGCCUGUAUCAGGCACGCAAGUUGUGCAGGGACAGAUCCAGACGCUUGCCACCAAUGCGCAACAGAUCACACAGACAGAGGUCCAGCAAGGACAGCAGCAGUUCAGCCAGUUCACAGAUGGACAGAGGAACAGCGUGCAGCAAGCUCGAGGCUCUGAGCUAACGGGAGAGGCAGAGCCCAGAGAAGUGAAAGCCACAGGAAAUGCAACUCCCUGCACCUCUUCCCCGCCCACCACACACACCCCCUCCCACCGGGCUGGUGCCUCCUGUGUCUGCUGCUCCCAACCCCAGCAGAGCUCCACAUCCCCUCCUCCCUCUGACGCCUUGCAGUGGGUGGUGGUUGAGGUAUCUGGGGCCCCCAACCAACUCGAGGCCCAUAGGGAGCUGCAUGCCCCUCUCCCAGGGGUGACCUCACUCUCUCCUCUCCACCCCUCGCAGCAGCUCUACCAGAUCCAGCAAGUCACCAUGCCUGCCGGCCAGGACCUCGCCCAACCCAUGUUCAUCCAGUCAGCCAACCAGCCCUCCGACGGGCAGACCCCCCAGGUGACCGGCGACUGAGGGCCUGAGCUGGCAAGGCCAAGGACACCCAACACAAUUUUUGCCAUACAGCCCCAGGCGAAGGGCGCAGAGUCCCUCCCCAGAGGACCCGGCCGACCUCAGCGCCUCCAGCAGGCUAGGACACUGGUGCACUACGCCCGACAUCUGGGCGCCGAGAUUCUCCAACAGAAAGAUGCAAUAUUUUUUAUUUCUUUUUUUUUUUUUUUUUCAUUUUCUCCUCCAAGGAAUCAAUAUUUCAAUAUGUUGAGCUGUGUGUCCAAUGCUAUGAAAUGAAAAUAUUAAAUGACAUAUUUAUGGCAUUUUCGUGAAGAGUGUGGUUAAAGAAAUAUUUCUUUUGUUUUCUUUUUUUUUGGUUCUUACUGCCACUUCUUUAUAGGAGCAAAUCUUCUCAGGGGUAUAUGUUAUCUCCUGACUCUUGGAACAGCUGCUGCCCCCAAGAUUUGCUGCCUUGUGCUGCCCUCAGAUUAAAUUAGGUGAACGCGUGUAGCUUCUUUUUCACUACUAGUCCUCUCCUUGUGCCCUGCUCUUGCCCCAGACGUCUGCGUAUUGGCAUCCAGAAGCCAUGGAAACAUUCCUUGCUUUUAAGAGAUGAACUCAUUUGCCACCAGACUGGAUGGUUUCAUUCCCAAACCCUUAUCUUCCAGGGACCCAAGGAGACUAGAACUUUGUGCGUUUGCCCCCCCGACCCACCUAUUUUUUAUUUUUUAAAUGCAUUAAAAAUUGUGCUAGUCUCCAUUGCUGCAUGGACUUCAAACUGCAUGAAAUGCAAUAAAUCUCAUUUUAGAUAA
Molecule: messenger RNA, 2495 nt
Organism: Diceros bicornis minor
Lineage: Eukaryota; Metazoa; Chordata; Mammalia; Perissodactyla; Rhinocerotidae
Gene: NFYC
Product: nuclear transcription factor Y subunit gamma
Exons: 10
Coding region: 388-1707 (439 amino acids)
Biological process (GO): regulation of DNA-templated transcription
Cellular component (GO): CCAAT-binding factor complex; nucleus
Molecular function (GO): protein heterodimerization activity; DNA binding; DNA-binding transcription activator activity, RNA polymerase II-specific
Source: RefSeq, a predicted model, not a curated record